Molecule: messenger RNA, 615 nt
Organism: Nicotiana tabacum (common tobacco)
Lineage: Eukaryota; Viridiplantae; Streptophyta; Magnoliopsida; Solanales; Solanaceae
Source: RefSeq, a predicted model, not a curated record
AUGUCAAAGAGCACAAUUAUAUCUCUAAUAGAGAGUUUCUACGACCCAGUUGCUGGUCAGGUUUUACUUGAUGGACGAGAUUUAAAGUCGUACAAUUUGAGAUGGUUGAGGAACCAUCUAGGAGUUGUGCAGCAGGAGCCAGUUAUCUUCUCCACCACCAUAGGGGAGAACGUAAUUUACGCAAGGAACAAUGCCAGUGAAGCUGAGAUGAAAGAAGGUGCUAGAAUAGCAGAUGCUCGUCAUUUCAUUAGUAGUUUGCCUCAUGGAUAUGACGCACAUAUUGGGAUGAGGGGCGUAGAUCUGACCCCUGGACAGAAGCAAAGAAUUGCAAUAGCUCGUGUUGUAUUGAAAACUUCACAUAUUCUAUUAUUGGAUGAAGCAUGCUCCUCCAUUGAAUCCGAAUCAAGCCGAGUGGUAGAGGAGGCUCUUGAUACUCUUAUCAUGCGAAACAAAACUGCGAUUCUAAUUGCCCACCGAGCAGCCAAGAUGAAGCAUGUUGACAACAUAGUGGCACUUAAUGGAGGAAGAAUUGUAGAGGAAGGCACCCAUGAUACACCAAUGGCAAAAAAUGGCUCGUAUGUACGCUUGAUGCAACAUCACUUCGGGAAGGGAUGA